Messenger RNA from Pistacia vera, 1661 nucleotides. Its product is annotated as FHA domain-containing protein DDL. NCBI's taxonomy places the organism in Eukaryota, Viridiplantae, Streptophyta, Magnoliopsida, Sapindales, Anacardiaceae. Gene Ontology annotation, cellular component: nucleus. Gene Ontology annotation, molecular function: mRNA binding; protein binding. The record is from RefSeq and is a predicted model, not a curated record. Bases 68 to 1384 code for a protein of 438 amino acids. The transcript is spliced from 10 exons.
GUCUCCGAAACGUGCUCAGUCAGACUCACCAGUUUCUCGCUCGCCUUCCCCACAUACAAGACGGUUAAUGAGAGCUCGAGCUGAAAGAGAGGUGGAGAAAGUGACAGAGAGAGAACAUGACAGAAACCAUGUUAGGAGAGGUGAUAAGGGGGUACACAAGGAAAAGUCGCCUUCUCCCAUUUCUCGCUCUCCUACUCCACGUUCAAAACGGUUGAUGAGAGCCCGAGAUGAAAGGGAGGCUGAGAAGGCAACAGGGAGGGAGCAUGAGAGAAAUCAUAGUAGGGGAAGUGAUAAGGGAACAUACAGGGAAAGGUCACGCUCUCCUGUUUCACGCUCACCUUCCCCUCAUACGAAACGGUUAAGGAGAGCCCAAGUUGAAAGAGAUGCUGAUAAAGUGACUGAGAAAGAACAUGAGAGAAAUCAUGGUAGGGCUAAUGAUAAGGAAAGGCGCUCAUCCAUUUCUCAGUCUCCUUCACCACGUACAAAACGCUUGAGGAGAGCCCAAGCAGAAAAAGAGGCUACAAAAGUGACAGAGAGAGAGCGUGAGAAGAAUCAUGGUAGGACAAGUGAUAAGAGCACACAUAGAGAGAGGGGUUCAGAUAGGGAAACUGUGAGUGAGAGAAAGGAUAAACGUGGUUUUGAUAGGGAUAUUGAGAGUGAAAGAAAGGAGAGAACUUCAGGAAGAGAUGAAGUCAGUAGCAGGUCUACAAGAACAAGACAUGAGCGGUCUACUUCGCCAUUGGCUGAACCCCGUAGGAGUAGGCAUAGAUCUCGCUCACCUCAUUCAGCUGAUGGUGCCAGAACUCGUCAUGAGGGGACAAACUCAAGAGGAGCUGAACACAGGAAUGAUGAUGAUGAUUCAGUGGCUAAGAUGAAAGCUGCUGAGGAAACCUUGGAAGCCAAAAACAAGGUACAAAAACCUUCAUUUGAGCUGUCUGGAAAGCUUGCUGCCGAAACGAAUAGAUUAAGAGGUGUGACAUUGCUCUUCAAUGAACCUCCUGAUGCUCGAAAACCUAAUGUAAGAUGGCGACUUUAUGUUUUCAAGGCUGGUGAAGUGCUGAAAGAGCCCCUUUACAUACAUCGACAAACUUGUUACCUUUUUGGGAGAGAAAGAAGGGUAGCAGACAUUCCUACGGACCACCCAUCAUGCAGCAAACAACAUGCUGUCAUUCAAUACCGGCAAGUAGAGAAGGAGAAUCCUGAUGGUACAUCGUCUAAGCAAGUAAAGCCUUACUUGAUGGACCUUGGAAGCACUAAUAAGACUUACCUUAAUGAGAAUCCAAUUGAGCCGCAACGCUAUUAUGAACUUUUUGAAAAAGACACCAUUAAAUUUGGUAAUAGUAGUCGAGAGUAUGUGCUGUUGCAUGAGAACUCAGUUUCGUGAAUGCGGCUACUCCAAUAUGUAUCUCUCUUUGUCCGCCACAUGGAGGUUUAGGGAUGUCUUUCUCAUUAUGCCAUGUUUGCGACAAAAGUUGGUACUACUUAUCUUUAAUUUUGUUAGACCAAGGAUUGAAGAGGCUUUCUGUUCCUGUAGAAGGGAACAGUUUUGUUAAAUGAUAUUAGUCUUACGACUAUGUGAUACAUUUUUUUUGGUACAAACUUUCGAGGAAAUUGCUUCUAUUUGGAAUAUUAUUUCGAGAAAUGCUAGCAACACUACUUUA